Molecule: messenger RNA, 1727 nt
Organism: Rosa rugosa (rugosa rose)
Lineage: Eukaryota; Viridiplantae; Streptophyta; Magnoliopsida; Rosales; Rosaceae
Product: histone-lysine N-methyltransferase ATXR2
Exons: 14
Coding region: 80-1507 (475 amino acids)
Molecular function (GO): protein binding; methyltransferase activity
Source: RefSeq, a predicted model, not a curated record
GGUCGGACUCGUAACAAAAGCAAUUGCAACUUUGCCAAAGUCCCCUGCUCGGCCGCCAUUCUCACGCCGCGUUUCUUUAAUGGAGAGCGAGUGCCCAAUCGAUGCUGAGCUCCGCAAUGAAAUCUCUGAGCUUCUUAGACCUCCAUCCCCUGCAAAAGUAGAGGAGUACUUGAACCAGCUCAUUAAAACCAGCACCAGACAAUGCCAUGGCAUCACAGUCAAACACAACGGAGACCUUGGCAAAGGUGUUUACGCUGACUCCGACUUGGAAGGAGAUGAGCUUCUCCUCAAGGACCAAAUGCUUGUGGGUCUUCAGCAUUCUUCUAACAAGAUUGAGUGUUUAGUGUGUAGCUUCUGUUUCCGGUUUGUUGGCUCUGUUGAGCUUCAAAUCGGGAGGAGGCUUUAUCUUCAAGAAAUGGGAGUUUCUGCCAUUUGUUGUCAGACUGAUUACUCUUCUGAUGAAGAAGAAGAGAUGGGGCAACGUGGUUCGAGCAGUUCCGGGGACAAAGGGAAGGUUCCUCUUCCUAAAGGGAUUGCACAGUCUUUGAUGAGUGGUGAACUCAGAUUGCCCUACUCCCAUAAGUUUUCGAUGCCUCCUGCUGUUCCAUGUCCUGGUGGCUGUGGAGAAGCUUAUUACUGCAGCAAACUAUGUGCAGAGUCUGAUUGGAGUUCAUCCCAUUCGUUACUUUGCACGGGGGAGAGGUCAGAAUCAGUCUCUAGGGAGGCACUUGUGAAGUUUAUACAGCAUGCCAAUGAAACCAAUGAUAUAUUCCUCCUUGCUGCGAAGGUAGUGGCUUCCACCAUUUUAAAUUAUAGGAAGUUGAAAGUAACUCGGUCUGAAGGAGACAAUAAGCCUAGCGUUUCAGGGAGUCCAUAUCUAUCCUUACUCUUAGAAGCAUGGAAGCCAAUAUCAGUGGGACACAAGAGAAGGUGGUGGGACUGCGUUGCGUUGCCAAUUGAUGUCGAAUCUUCUGAUGAAGCUGCAUUUAGGAUGCAAAUAAGAGAGCUGGCAUUCACGUCACUACAGCUCCUAAAAGCAGCCAUCUUUGAUGAGGAAUGUAAACCAAUAUUCUCCCUUGAAAUUUAUGGACAUAUAAUUGGCAUGUUCGAGUUGAAUAAUCUAGAUUUGGUUGUAGCAUCUCCUGUGGAAGAUUAUUUUUUAUACAUCGAUGAUCUUCCAGAUCCUAUAAAGAAAGACGUUGAGGAGAUUACACGACCAUUUUUGGAUGCUCUUGGUGAUGACUAUUCAGUUUGUUGCCAAGGCACUGCAUUUUAUCCUCUUCAGAGUUGUAUGAAUCAUUCUUGUAGUCCCAAUGCCAAAGCAUUCAAAAGAGAGGAGGACAGAGAUGGUCAAGCAACAAUAAUUGCACUAAAACCAAUUUUCAAGGGAGAGGAGGUUACUAUUUCUUAUGUGGAUGAGGACAUUCCUUUGGAGGAGAGACAAGCAUUACUUGCAGAUUAUGGUUUUAGAUGCAGGUGUCCAAGAUGCUUAGAAGAAGAACCAUAACCAAUGAGGGGGCCGUUUUGCUUCUCUGUGCAACUUUUAACGCUUGCAAAAGAAUACUAACAUUACUACAGAUGGGUCAUCAAGAAGUUCAUUGCUUGUAUGCAAGCCACUUCCAUUCCAUGACAAUUUUCCUUUUAAUUUGAGAGGGUCUCAUGUUUGAGACCAGAAGCAGUCAAUUUUGCAAUCACAUUAAAAAAACCAUACCUGCAAGUAAAACUUA